This is a messenger RNA of Parasteatoda tepidariorum (common house spider), 6284 nucleotides long. RefSeq names its product protein phosphatase 1D. NCBI's taxonomy places the organism in Eukaryota, Metazoa, Arthropoda, Arachnida, Araneae, Theridiidae. Gene Ontology annotation, biological process: protein dephosphorylation. The record is from RefSeq and is a predicted model, not a curated record. Gene Ontology annotation, molecular function: cation binding; protein serine/threonine phosphatase activity.
UUGAUAUGAUAAGGAAAAUAUUUUAAAUUUCGAUGAAUAUAUUAUUGAAAUUUACGUAAAUAUAAAUUUGAUUGUAUUUUGUUUACUGUUGUGCUGAUUGUUAAAAACGUUUUGUAACUGAUGUAAACAUAUGAGUACAUUGUUCUUUAAAUCGUGCUAUUUCGUUAAUUUUUCAGAGUAAAACACGGCAAUUCAGUUUAAAUUUUGUAAAAAAACAAGCAGGUUCUUGCUCGAUUGCGGACAGUGCGCUUGCGCUUUCUUUACCCGUGGGUGAGGUAGUGUAAUGAAAUAGAAAGAUUUCAUAUGUUGUUUUUAAAUUGAAAAGUUAUAGUAAUAACGAUGUCUUCAUCUGAAAUAAAUUUGAGAGUAACUGGUCAAAGUAGUCAGGGUGGACGAAAGUAUAUGGAAGAUGCCUUUGUUGUCGCAUAUCAACAUACAGAAGAUAAAAAUGAUUUGGAAUAUGCAUUUUUUGGAAUUUUUGAUGGCCAUGGUGGUAAGGAGGCUGCUCAAUAUGCAAAAAAUAAUUUGUUGGAUAAUAUCGUGACCCUUAAACACUUUUGGGAAGAGGAUGAUGAAAUGAUAUUGAGUGCUAUUAGAGACGGUUUUUUAGCUACUCACAUGGCUAUGUGGAAAGAAGUUGAUAAGUGGCCAAAAACUGCUUCGGGUCUUCCAAGCACAGCUGGUACUACAGCAAGUGUUGCAUUUAUUCGUAAAGGAAAACUGUAUACUGGCCAUGUUGGAGAUUCAAGGAUAGUUAUUGGAUUAAAAGAACGAGAUAUGGAUGCUUGGCAAGCAGAGAGUCUCACAAUUGAUCAUAAGCCAGAAUCACCUCAAGAGAAGCAGAGAAUUAUUGAAUCUGGUGGAUUGGUUAUGAACAAAUCUGGCGUUGAAAGAGUUGUUUGGAAAAGACCACGCCCAGGCCACGAAGGACCUAUUUUACGUAGCACAGAUUUUGAAAAGAUACCAUUCCUUGCUGUUGCACGAUCCUUAGGUGAUUUAUGGAGCUACGAUCAUUUACAACAAGAGUUUGCUGUUAGUCCUGAACCUGAUCUUGGAGUAAUGAAUCUUGAUCUCAAAAAGGAUAAAUGUUUAAUUCUUGCAUCUGAUGGAUUGUGGAACAUUAUGUCUCCCCAAGCUGCUGUUCAUUUAGUGCAAGAUGUGGAAAAUGAAAAUAGGAAGCUGAUAACAAAAUUUGGAAUCUCAGAAAAUAUACAUUUGACUCUGUGCAAUCCGUCUAAAGUACUGGUCGAUUGUGCUCUGGAAAGAUGGAACCAACUUCAAACCAGGGCUGACAAUGUUAGUGUGGUUACAGUGAUGCUGGAUCAAACAAAAUCCUCAGAAGAUGAAGUACUUAAGGAGCAGCUUAUACUUAAAAUGAAUUAUCCUGGUAGUUUGCAGGUUUGGGAUGUCGGUCUCCGCUCCAAAGGGUCAGUUUCCGAGUCUUGUGACAGUGCGGAAUCUACGGCUAGUGCUGCCACAGCAGAGGAAAGUGCAGACAAUAAUUUAGAAGGUGUCUCAUCUUUGCCUCAAAUUUUAAUAGAUUCAGACAAUGAUCAAUCAUCUCUACCUGAUCUUCUAGACGAAACACCGAGCUGUCAUAGCAAUAGUGAAAGACUAACCAAUAGUCCAUUGCAGUCUUGUUCUAAUUUUCUUCCAGAAUACUUCGCAAAAGCAUCGAGAAAACUGGAUGCUGAUGGGAUAGAAAAUAGUCCAUGUGCCAUUCCUCGUUGGAGCAAAAAUCCUUCUGGGCGUACCAGUCUUUCUACGCUUGUGACGUGGAGCAAGGUCGUUAGUUGCAGGCGUAUGAGUGACCCCUUUCCCUAUUCAAAUUUAGAUGUCGGAUGUUCUGCAAAGGAAGAUGGGGAGUGUUUUUCGGAUGAAGAAAACAACGAAAGCUUGAACAGGGAUGUGGAAUGUUUAGGUUCUGUUCACUGUGAAGAAAUGGGGUUUGAUAGAGACACUUGUGAAGAAGAUAUCCCGUGCACUUGUAGUAAAAUGUACAGUAGUUCCAGUGCUGUUUUGAAUCGUCAUAGUUUGAAAGUAACUUUAAAUCAGCUAAGUAGCUUAGUUAAGUCUGCUAGUACUUAUUCUAUCAAAAGGAAAUAUUCUAGCACUGAAACUUUGCAAUCAAGUGUGAGCACAAGUGAGUUAAGUGAUGAAGGCAACAGUUCCCAAAAAAGAAGAGCCUGCACAAGAUCUUCUAUAUUUCAUCCUACUGAACAACCCGACAUUUUAAGCUAAAAUAUGUAGGAAUAGUUAGUUUGGUUUUAAACAGAUAUUUAAUAUAUAUAUAAUCAUUAUUUUCUAUAAUGUGUGAUGUGUAUGUCAAUAUUUGUAUGUUAUGUCUUGGUGAUUUUUGUUGUGGGGAACGUAUUUUAAAAAUGGUGAAAUUUUAGCUAAAAUUUGUAUAUCUUAUUUGUGUAUGAAAACUAUGCCAGAGAAACGUGUCCAAAGGUUAAGCUUAAAUAAUUUCCAGUUAUCUCUUUCUACUUAACCCCUUGAUUGCUGCGAGUGUUUAUAUAUACGCUUUGCUAAGCCAAUGCAUUAACUGCCCCUGGCUUAUGUAUAUGCCUUUCUUAAGUACACAUUGCUUUUUGCCAUGCGCUGCUGUCAGUAAAACUACUCUCACAGCUUUGGAGUGCAAUAUAAUGACCGUGAGAGUGCUUUUAAAGAAUUUCAGACAGGAGGAAAAGGGAGAUGGGGAAGUUUCUGGAAAGUAAAUCACAGCUGUGCGGUUAUUGCUUGUGUUUCUUUUGAGUAGUACAUGCUUUUUUACUUGCCCUUCUCUUCCAUUUUUGUUUCUGUAUGUAAUAAUGGUUUUUAUUUUUUGUGCAAACGUGUCUGAGAGUGAAUUAGAUAACUAUUUUUCUUCAUCCAGAAACUUUAGAGUGAUAUUACUUCAGAUGAAGAGGACUCUGAUUGUGACUAAUAGUUAUAAUUAAAUUUUGUAUUUUCUUUUUUUUUCUUUCUUGUAAAAGUAAAUAGGUAUUAGAUUGAAAAGCGUGCCUUUUCUUUUUCUCCAAUACACAUCAAAACUAUGCGUGUCUCUUUGGAAACUGGUGUCAAUGGGGGAAGGGGGUGAAUCUCAAAGCUUUCUCGGCACACCAGGGGUUAAAGCACAAAUAGAUGAAAACUAUUAUUUAUAUUAACUAAGCAUUCAAUUUUAUAACAAAAUAGUAAGUAAGAUGAGCAUAAACUAUUAGACAUGUGAGUGUAAUUUGAUUUGUACCACAGUAAACAGAGUCGUUAAUUAUUUUCAAAAUAGAAAACAAAAUAAAUCAUAAGGCUCUUUUCUAUCAAAAGCAACCUUAUUCAUCCCUUUCUCAAGUCAAUAACUUGGAAGGAAAUCAAGUUAGUUUUUUAGAAACAUUUUAAAUAGUUGGAAAUAAAUAAUAAAGUAAAAGUUUAUAUCAAAUGUAAAAUUUUUAAUGAGGUAAAUAUAGUUUUAUCUCAUGUUAGAAUUGAUGAGAUAUUUGUUAAAAACUUUGUAAAAUGUCCCUCGAUAAUUGCUAUUAUAUAAAAUUGUCUUCAUUUAGCUGUUUUUGUAUUUUUUUCUUCUUAAGUUCACUUUUCUGACUUAUAUUGAGAAAAUGUAUUUAUUUUUACUAUUUUAUGACUUAUUGUUUCGUGUCUUGAAAUUUUUUUAUUUUAUUAAAUGCAUUGAAUUUAAUACUAUCUUCAAGUGAUAGACUAGUUAUUUAUGAAUUUUUGUAGAUAUAGUUUGUUUUUGUAUCAUUUUCAGUUUUUUAUAAAUUGUAUGGAUGUAAAUGCGUCGUGCAAUUUAGAAAUCAGCUUAUUCACAAUGUGUGUUUUUGUUUGUAGGAAAGAAAUUCUUUUCGAUCUCCAUAGCUCCUAUUAGAAAAUACUGAAUACUUCAUGUUCAUUUUCCAAUAUUUAUAUAUCAUAUUUUUUAAUCUCAUAGCACAUCAUUAAUUUUUAACAUUAAAUUUAAAUUAGUUGUUGAAUAAUUAGUUAUUCAUUCAAUUUAGAUUUUUUUUAUGGAUUAACAUUUCAACAUACGAGAAGUUUAUUUUAUAAUAGAUUUUGAAGAGAAUCUUCUUUCGCGCAUUAUUUUCUACUAUCGUAAUAAGUAAUUAUAUGAUAAAGAAAUUAGCUAGAUAAAAAGUUAUUAAGGAUAACUCAGUGCUGGACUAUUAUGUUUUUAGUAAAAAUGUUAAAGCCAAAUUAUUUAUAUUUAUUUUACCAAUAAAUGGUUUAAUUACUUAUAGUAAACAAAUUCUUUAAGUCUAAGCAAAUUUUCUAUAAAAUAAGUGCAUGGCUUGUAUUGAUUGAAUAUUACUUAUUAGUGAAAUCAUAUAUAUAAUGAACUUUAUUUUAUCAUUGAAUAGAUAUAACAAUUAUCCUGAAUUUGAAUUCCAGGUACAUACUUUUUAUUUAAUUUGGGCAAUAAAGUUUAAUAAAAGAAUAAACUAAUCUUUGUUUCGAACGCACUCAACUUCUAGGCUUAAUAUAUUGCAGAAGGCUGUGUGAUACUCCUAUCCAUUUUGAAGUUAAUUCUUCUAAGACUCACAAAAAUAUCAACAGGUUAAUUUAUUAUGCUCUUCAAUUAUUAGGGAGGUUAUAAUUAAACCAGCGUUUUCAUAAGGCUGUAAAAUAAUAACCCUGUCGGAAUGACCGGAUAUUUCAUCUGAGUAUACACAAGGGCAAUAUGUUUUACAAAAGAAAAAGGUUAAAAAGUUUACCAAUAGAGGGUGCUCUACUUAUCGUAUGAUAUAAAAACUAUUCCUUUAAAAGAAACAAGAGUUUCAAAAUUCUUAUUGAAAGACAUGACAUGUUCACUACACAUUGUAGUUCAUUCACCAAGAGUUGAAACUUGGCUCCAUCUCCUUGGAUGCAGAGUUGAUUUCAGUGGAGGAGAAGCAUCUCCACGCUUGAAAAUGAGAACCCUUAAUGCAAACAGUGAAUUUUUUUUCCAGUUAAUUACUUUGCUUUAUCAUGUGCUAUUAUACCUUUCGUUACUCUAGUUAUUUAAAUAUAUUUUAAAACUACUGUUUUCCCUACAAAAUGUCUCAAAAAGGACAAACUAUUCCUAGAGAAAUAUCAUCAAAAUUAUGAAAUAUUUAAUGUUAAAAAAGUGCACAUAUUCAAAAAAAUUAUUUUUGUCAUACGAUUGCCAACUGUCUACCUUGUCCAGGAUUGUUCACACCUUUCUCCCAAAAAUAGCGAAAUAGCCAAGUGCCAACUCCACGUGAAUGAACUAUACAUUUGUGAUAAAAAGCAAGAAACCGUUCUUGCAGAAUAACUCCUCACGCAUAACACAUACCUGCCAAGUCUCCUGUUCACCUGCAUAUUCUCAAAUUUUUCCAUAUUUGUUGGGGAAAAAAAUUGGCAAUAAAAUAUCCGCUAAUGGCAAAAAUACUUUUGUUAUUUCUCAACAGAUGGUGCUAUUGCCAGUACCACAGUAUGUUGAGUGUUAAUAGUUUAAGUAAUUUUAAAUAGUUUAAAAAACUCUUCAGAUUAAGAUUUAUAGAAAUAUUUUUUAAUGUACGUGCUUAUAUUAUUUCCAAUUCUGAAUUUCUUUCUUUGACUUGCAUGAUGUAUCAAAACUUUUUCUGUUGUCCAAAAAACGUUAGUAAAAACACUUUAUUUCUCCAAUGUUGGCAGGUAUGAGAGCCAUGACUACGUUUUCAGAUGCAGAACUGCAUGUUCCCUGCCUCCCCUUUUUUUAUCACAAGUAUAAUGCAGAUUGCUCAUGUUGCAUCUUUAAAUUAGUAAUCUUGUAAAACAAAAGUUUUUAGAAAUUUUUCAUGACACAAACAUUUAUCAGUUAACUUAUUUUUUCUUUUACAUUGAGAUAAAUAAUAAAUCCAAUUGCUUUCAAAUUAAUUGGUGAAAUAACAUCUGUUUGACCAAUGGUAUUUUUUUCAAGCCUUUUUUCAAUUAUCUAUAUCAAAUUAAUCCACCCUGUUUUAACGAAUUUAAAGUUUAGAAUUAAAGUUCACUUUUACCAAACAUACUAAGGCACAUAUCUGUGAUAUUAUGUAUAUAAUCAUGGUGUAUGUUCAAUUUAUUGCAACCUUAUUUUUUAUUCUAGUCAUGUAUGUCAGUGUAAAAUAACCAUAUUGCAUUUUAAACCUUUGCUCUUUAUGCCAAGUCACUAACACCAGUCUGUUUUUUUUCUCUAGAUAACUCAUUAAUAUUUUCUUGCAACUGUUGAAUAUUAGACAAAAAAAAAAUGUGUAAUGUUGCCAGUAUUAGAGAAGUGCAAAGGUUACAAUUCAUUGUGUCUUGUCUGUAAUUUUAAAUAAAUUUAUUCAAUUUUU